UGCUUCUAUGGCAGGAAAUGUGGCUGACUCCCAGCCUUGAAGGCUGCCCAUGGCUGCAGGCAUCCAUCACCCUCUCCUUCCCCUUGCAGACAUGGACGAAUGUCUGGACCCCAGAAUCUGUAAAAGCCACAAGUGUGUCAACACCCACGGCAGCUACACCUGCACGUGCCCACCAGGAUUUGAGCUCAACCCAGAGGACCCGAAGCUGUGCACAGAUGUGAAUGAAUGUACCUCAGGGCAAAAACCCUGCCACAAAACCACCCACUGCCUCAACAAUGUGGACAGCUAUGAGUGCCGCUGCCGCCCGGGCUGGAAGCCGAUUCCUGGGUCCCCCAAUGGCCCACACAACACCGUCUGUGAAGCAGAGAUCUUCCCCACCAGGACCCUGCCCCCUGGAAUCAAGAGCCAGAGUCUCUCCAACUUCUUUGAAAAAGUCCAGGAACUGAGCAGAGACUUUACGUCUGCCUCGGCCCAGGACACCAUCCACAAAUUCAUCACGUCAUUGGAUGAGCUGGAAGUCCCUGGGGACCUGGAGGCCCUGGCCCUAUCUGACCGGUACCGCGUGGCCACCCACCUGCUCUCAUACCUCGAAGAAGUCCUGAGGAACCUGGCUAAGACCUUGCCUGGACCCUCCUUCACCUACCAUUCCCCUUUGGGCACAGAGCUGUCCCUGAUGAUCCAGGAGCGACGGAAUGGAAUCGUCACCCUGGGCCAGAGCCAUGCACGAAUGAAGCUGGACUGGACUCAGGCAGCUGGAGUCGGGGACUCAGGCCCCACUGUGGCAGGCAUAUUCUCCAGCCGAAAAAUGGAGACACUGCUGGUCAAUGCCUCCGUGGAGCUGGACCCUGAGAAGAAAGCCCAGCUGGAAGACACACAUGAAAGUUAUGUCAACAAAGCUCAGGCCAAGAUCCUCUCCACCGUCAACACGGUCUUUCUGAGCAACAAGAACACGGAGAAACUAGACCCUCCUGUCACCUUCUCCUUCUCCUACCGUCCGGAGGAGCUCAAUUCACGUCAGGAGCUAAUCUGUGCCUUCUGGAAGGGUAACGACAGUGGUGGGUCCUGGUCCACCACAGGCUGCAAGAAGCUGGGCAGCACGAAUAACAGCAUCACCUGCCAAUGCAGCCACCUGAGCAGUUUUGCCAUCCUCAUGGCCCACUACGACGUGGAGGACCUGAAGCUGGCCCUGAUCACCAAAGUGGGCCUGGCACUGUCGCUGGUCUGCCUGCUGCUGUGUAUCCUCACCUUCCUGCUGGUGCGGCCCAUCCAGGGCUCGCGCACCACCGUGCACCUGCACCUCUGCAUAUGCCUCUUCCUGGGCUCUGCCAUAUUUCUGGCCGGCAUAGAGAACGAAGGCAGCCAGGUGGGGCUGCGCUGCCGCCUGGUGGCCGGGCUGCUGCACUACUGCUUCCUGGCUGCCUUCUGCUGGAUGAGCCUAGAAGGCCUGGAGCUCUACUUCCUCGUGGUGCGUGUGUUCCAGGGUCAGGGCCUGAGCAAGCGCUGGCUCUACCUGAUCGGCUACGGCGUUCCCUUCCUCAUUGUGGCCAUCUCAGCGGCCGCCAGGCCCGAGGGCUAUGGCCGCGGUAUCUACUGCUGGCUGGACCGCAAGCACGGCUUCCUCUGGAGUUUCCUGGGACCUGUGACAUUCAUCAUUUUGUGCAAUGCUGUCAUCUUCGUGGUAACUGUCUGGAAGCUCACUCAGAAGUUCUCUGAGAUCAACCCAGACAUGAAGAAAUUAAAGAAGGCCAGGGUGCUGACCAUCACGGCCAUCGCACAGCUCUUGGUGUUGGGCUGCACGUGGGUCUUCGGCCUGUUCCUCUUCGACCCGAGGAGCCAGGUGCUGGCCUAUGCCUUCACCAUCCUCAACUGCUUGCAGGGCUUCUUCCUCUUCCUGCUGCACUGCCUGCUCAACAAAAAGGUGAGGGAGGAGUACCGGAAGUGGGCCUGCAUGGUCACUGGGAAUAAGUACUCGGACUUUGGCACGUCGACAGCCAGCACCAGCCAAAACCAGACUAGGGCCCUCAGGCCGUCGGAGUCUGGCAUGUGACUGCGAGGUUCUGGCCAGGCCAGCAGCUCCUGUGGCCUCAGCAGCUUUUGCACAUACUGAAGACUGUCCCCUCCUCUCUCACCACCUUGAUCCCUCUACUCUCCUGUCCCCAGAGAAGGGACAUCAACAGUUGUUCUCUGGCGCCAAACCCAGGAACACAGAGUGGAGUCGGACCUGAUGGACCUGCUUCUGGCUGCCUCUGCUGCACCCCAGCUGGCACCCAGGGUGGGCAGGAGCCGGACAGGGCUGCAGCCCCUUGCCCUGGUACCAACACCCAGACAGACAAGGCUCCUGGCCGCCCAAUCAUCUGACUUUGCUACAUAACAAGAGACCAGCGUGCUGGGGUUCUACUUUCCUGUUAAGCUAAGACUAAGCUCAAGGAUGGGAGAAAGGCAGGGCCCCUUCAGGCCCUGCGACUCACGGUACAGAGGCCAGUCUGCCUCCCGGACAGAGGGUUCUCAAUGUUUUGAAGGUCGUGGAUGUUGUGUAAUGUGUUGUUGUUUUUAAAAUCUGUAUAAAGUUUUCAAUGUUGACAUUUAAAAUUUAAUCUCACAUGUCUGUGAAAUGUGAAGAGACCAGUAAGAAACAAAUGGGCGGGGGCCAGGCUUCCAUAAUAAAAAUGUAUUCUUA
Myotis davidii is the source of this 2677-nucleotide messenger RNA. RefSeq names its product adhesion G protein-coupled receptor E5 (gene ADGRE5). Gene Ontology annotation, biological process: adenylate cyclase-activating G protein-coupled receptor signaling pathway; cell surface receptor signaling pathway. The record is from RefSeq and is a predicted model, not a curated record. Gene Ontology annotation, molecular function: G protein-coupled receptor activity; calcium ion binding. NCBI's taxonomy places the organism in Eukaryota, Metazoa, Chordata, Mammalia, Chiroptera, Vespertilionidae. Bases 50 to 2047 code for a protein of 665 amino acids. Gene Ontology annotation, cellular component: membrane. The transcript is spliced from 16 exons.